GCCUUGAGGCUGGAGUUAGACAGGAGUCGGCAGCCGGACAGCGUGGCAGGCAUCAAGCAGGUCAGUGCUCUGUAAGGGGCCCUGACUGCUAACCAUGGAGAAAACAUAUUAGGAUCCCCCGGCAAAGAGAAACGACAAGGACACCAGCAACGCAACAAAAAAGAAAAGUCUAAAAAAAAAAAAGAAACGUGAACAAUGGUUGCAGAAGAAGUCAUAAUUACUUUAUCAGGUGGAGCGCCAUGGGGCUUUCGUCUCCAGGGAGGAGCUGAACAUCAGAAGCCUCUACAGGUGGCAAAGGUGAGAAAGCGUAGCAAAGCCUGCAGGGCUGGGCUUCAGGAAGCUGAUGAGUUGGUAUCAAUCAAUGACCAGCCAUGUGGGAUGUUAUCGCAUGCUCAAGCCAUGAACCUCAUCGACAGCUCCCCAGGCAUACUUCAUAUUCGUGUCAAAAGAGUUCCAGUAGGUUUCCAGUCAGUAGUACUUGUAACACGUGCACCAUCUCCCCGCAUUGACAAAGAAUACAGAGCAGCCCUGCGCUCCAUGUCUCCUACCCCUCCUCAGCAUGCACCUGUCCGCGAGGUGCACAGGAGCCGCUCGUCUCUGACCAGUGGGCUGACAUCUCCGCCUGGAAGCGAAGCUUAUUAUGGCGAGACAGACAGUGAUGCAGAUGUGGCUGGCUAUGAAAGGCAACGCCGCCAGAAACGACGAAGUCCAAGCAAUUCCGUCCCUGGCAAGCCAACAGGCCGAGCGUCUCCUGAGGGUGGGGAGACCUCCGAGAUGAGUGGCUAUGACAGUGCUCCUGAUGCACAUAUAUACCAUCCAUUAUUAGAAGGACGAAAAAGCAAUGGAAAUGGAGGAAGUGGGUUACCGGGGGUGGCACGCAGGGAAGUGAUAUAUCAGCCUCCAGGGCCAGGUAUGUGGUCUUCUCAAACUUCCACCGAGACGUCGUCCAUUAUCUCCUCAGCAGAUGACCAGGGACCACGGGAUGGAGUCCAAGAAGAUGACAGUGGUUUCAUUGAGCCGGCAAACGUGCCAUUAGUGUCUCCGGAGAGGGCCAAAGAGGCCCUGAUGCUGGGCUCCAGGAGUCAGCUUGUGCCAAUGGUGGGGCCACUGAACAAACCUGUAGAUGAAGAGCUUUCUAAAACAUACAUGGAAAAAGCUAAGCAAGCAAAACUGAACAGAGGGGACACCAUGCAAGACAAAAAUGUUAAAGAAGCCAAAAGCAAGUGUCGAACUAUUGCAUCUCUACUGACUGAUGCCCCUAACCCACAUUCAAAAGGGGUGCUCAUGUUUAAAAAGAGACGCCAGCGAUCCAAAAAAUACACCUUAACCAGCUUUGGCAGUGUUGAUGAGGAUCGAUGUCAGGACUCACAGGAGGAAGAUGGAGUGUUUCCCGGGAGUGAGUCAGAGUUUGAUGAAGAUGGUUUUUCCUCAGUUCCUGAUCCAACUUGGGACAGUGAUUAUAUAGAUAUGUUAGAGAAAAGGGCCACAGCGGGGACAGAGGGACGUGGAGAUGGGGCUGAAGAUGCUCCAAGUCCAGGGUUGAGUGAUACAGCAGGAAAGGGAGCACAACUGUUUGAGCAACAGAGAAAGAGAGCUGUGGAGCAUGCCAAGAAAAUAGAAGCAGCACAUCAACAGGUAUCUUCUCAGCUGCAGGCCCAGGAGCAGCCAGAAAUGCAUCAGACAAGUACAGUUAUGCCUUCACAAAUCCACUCACAUCAGCUACAGCCAAUGAUGUCGUCUGGUCCACCAAUGACGCAAUUUGGUCCAUCAGUGAUGUCAUCUGGUCAACUUGUAGUCCAGCAGGUAUCACAACCUGUAGCCUCUCCAGCUAAAUCUCCAGUGUAUACAGCAAACAUAAUGGCUUCCCCCCCUGUAGCACCAAAACCAAGCACUGCUCCAGUAACUGUUCUUGGUACUCCUGAACCCCCCAGUGAGACCCCAUUACCAGAACAACCAGUGAGUAGUGUGCUAAAUCGAACGGCACGUCCGUUUACACCAGGAUUCAUCAGUAUCCGAGCAUCAACUGCGCCAGUACCCUUCCGACCACCUGUCACCAAAACAAGCCAGAGGCCAGCCUCAGCUGCUGUGAUGGCACCUUUUCCAACAACCUCAGAAGUAAGUGUUCAUGUUCCACCGCUAAUGUCACAGUUACCCACUGUACCCCCAUCAGUAAUUCCCCCACAUGGACCACCCAGCAUGCCUUUGGCUUCAGAGAUUCCUGCAGCACCUUAUCAGCCAGUCUUCUCUACCUCAGCACAAACUUUACAGGCAGCACCACCAAUAACAGCAGUCCAUCAAGCUCAACUGGUCACAAUUCCCCCAUUGCCUGUGCCCACAAUUCCUUCAGCUCCACAAGUACCUAUGCCUCCACCAAAUCUUCCAGCAAUGCCACAAACAGUUCCUAGUGCUCCAGUGCCCCCCGUGCAGGCAGCAGUGCCCCAGAUGCCCCCUGUGCAGGCAGCAGUGCCCCAGAUGCCCCCUGUGCAGGCAGCAGUGCCCCAGCUCCCUCCCAUGCAGUUCUCUGCGCCUGUGGUACCAGUGUCUGUUGUCUCUCAGCCAGAACUGGUUCCACCCACUCCUGUUCCUGGAUCUACAGGUCGCACUGGAAUCUUAUUGGAUUCACUGCGACGCGGUGGAAAACCCAAACCAAUGUUUACUGUCCCUGAAGUUAAAAAACAUUCACCUAAUCCUGAACUUCUGUCCAUGGUGCAGAACCUUGAUGAAAGAUCAACCAGACAAAGAUAUGGCCAAAGCUCUGAAGCAUACAAUGAUGAAACAGAAGACCAGAAGGGUGGUGAUUUUGACAGGCUCCCUCCUCCUGUAGCACCUAAGCCUAAGGUUAUUCACGAAACAACACCAAUCCUACAAGCAGAAGGUAAAGGGGCCCAAUUAUUUGCAAAAAGGCAAAGUAGAAUGGGUAUGUAUGUGAUUGAUACCCCACCUGAGACACCUUACCAGCAAGAGGUGUCUUUUCACAGUUCAGUCCAAUCUAGUCAUCCCUCAAUGAACCCUGACAUCUCUUCUCAAUGGAAAUACACCCCAAAUGUUCGAGCUCCACCACCAAUUGGGUACAAUCCUCUUUUGGCACCCACAAUUCCUACUGGCCCUCAGAGAGAUACUAGGACUGAAGGUCAAAGCAGAGCACCCCCCCAGAGAGAUGGAAUCAAAGCUCUGGAUUUUAUGAGAAGACAACCAUACCAGCUCAAUUCAGCCAUGUUCAACUACGGUGGCAGUGUAUCUAAUCUGUCAGCUUUACCUUCUUAUCAGGCUCAGAGGCAGCAGCAGGCAGGUGAUUAUGGAAUGGUCGGCAGUUCCUUAACUACACCCAAACAAAUUCCAGUCAAAACCGCACGAGUUUAUGAGAUCAAACGAUUCUCCACACCGACUCCCAUGUCUGCUCCCACCUUGACGCCAAAAGUGAUAGCACCCCGCUCGGCCACCACACUGGGAGACCGCAUAACGCUUUCAGGUACCACCUCUCCUCCUCACGUUGCCCCAUUCUCACACCCUCAAGCACCUCUCCUUUCAGCACCGGUAAGCAGUGCAACAUCUCAGGCAGCAGCUCCCCCUCAACCAGUGGGUCUGCCCAGGCUGCCAACGUUUACGGCUCCUGGUGUCCCCAAUCCAGUGCCCCCCUCUGUCCCCACACCUUAUACUCCAGUGUCAUACUCCACCGGGCUCCAGGCAGCCAAGCAGUUUCAGAGCGCCCCCGAGCUCAGUAUCUUGGCCUCUUUGCCCCCUCUUAAAUCAACUACAGUUCAAGCACCAAAGCCACGUUUUGUAGCUACUAAGGGUGGCGUUCAGCCUCGUGUGUGGAGGCCAGGUGCAAUGUAAACAGUUACAAGAGAAAGUCUGCUGGUUAAUAUUUAAAUGAUGAAUGUAGUAACGAAUGUAGGGCUGUGCAAUUUGAAUUUUAAUUGAUAUCAAGAUUCUGUCACUUAGGCAGAGUUUAGAUUUUGAAGGAAGAGAUUUGACUAAAUGGCAUUAAAUCUAUAUUGUUUAUGUUCAGAAAAUCAACAGUGAAAGGCAUUUUCAUUUCUUUUCAAUAAGACAAAAAACCUGAAUUGAAAUAUUUCAUAGAGAGAGAGAGAAAGAGAAAAAAUGAUUUAUUCAUUUUAUUAUCAUAUCACCGAGCCCUAAAUGAAUUAAAAUAAAA
This is a messenger RNA of Boleophthalmus pectinirostris (great blue-spotted mudskipper), 4156 nucleotides long. It is a transcript of the gene synpo2la, whose product is annotated as synaptopodin 2-like a. The transcript is spliced from 4 exons. Bases 196 to 3834 code for a protein of 1212 amino acids. Lineage: Eukaryota; Metazoa; Chordata; Actinopteri; Gobiiformes; Gobiidae. Gene Ontology annotation, biological process: positive regulation of actin filament bundle assembly. Gene Ontology annotation, cellular component: actin cytoskeleton; Z disc; nucleus. Gene Ontology annotation, molecular function: actin binding. The record is from RefSeq and is a predicted model, not a curated record.